Molecule: messenger RNA, 1853 nt
Organism: Scatophagus argus
Lineage: Eukaryota; Metazoa; Chordata; Actinopteri; Scatophagidae
Gene: sbk3
Product: SH3 domain binding kinase family, member 3
Exons: 4
Coding region: 383-1513 (376 amino acids)
Biological process (GO): peptidyl-threonine phosphorylation; peptidyl-serine phosphorylation
Molecular function (GO): protein serine/threonine kinase activity; ATP binding
Source: RefSeq, a predicted model, not a curated record
ACAUGCCUUGUAGCAGGUUCACGGGUAUUUGCCAGCAUAACAGACGACAGCCAGAGAGAGAGAGAGAGAGCGAGAGCUGGCAAAAGAGUAGGAAAAGAGAGGGAGAGAGUUCAGUGUGUGUCUGCUGGGGAGAAGCACACAGUUAAUAUUCAGAUCUCCAUUAAACAUCUAUGAGCCUCCUUAUAAAGCAGCUGUGCUACUGCACGGGAACCGCGGAGCAAAGGCAAAAAUAUCAGCUUCAGUGUCUGUUAAAUUAUCAGUCUGGCUGAGGACAUACAGUUGAGCUCCAGCACAGUAGCUAGCGACAGCAGCUUUUCAGGAGUCUUUAGAUGCUGAAAAGAGCCGAGACAAAGUGAACAGAGAUCAACCAACUGAACAGAAAAUGGCAGCUGCAGCAGCUCAGGAACUUGAUGAGCGAUGUUUCCUGUCAGCACAGUCCAUGACCAGCCUGAAGGUAUCCGAACACUUCCAGGUGGUAAAGCUGCUGGGAGAGGGAUCCUACGGAAAGGUCAUGUUAGCUGUACACAAGAAGAGAGGAACCCCUAUGGCUCUGAAGUUCUUCCCUCGUCAGUCUACCUCCCUCACCUCCUUCCUGCGUGAAUACAACCUCUCCCUUUCUUACUGCACCCAUCCUUCUCUGACACGGGCUCUCGGCAUCUUCUUUUCCACACCAUCCUACUACGUGUUUGCCCAGCAAGCUGGUCUAUAUGGUGACCUCUACAGUGUGAUAGUGUCAGAGGUCGGGGUGGAUGAAGACUGUGUACAGAGGGUGAUGGCCCAGCUGAGCAGUGCAGUCACACAUCUCCACUCCCUGGGCUUUGUCCAUCGUGACAUCAAACCUGAGAAUAUCUUCCUGUGUGACAGUUCCUGUCGCUGGGUCAAACUGGGUGACUUUGGCCUCGCUCGGGCCAUCGGCUCCACUGUUCGUGCUGUCUGGUACGAGUCGCCCUUCUGUACUCCAGAGGUGGAACCUGCCAAGGCGUGGGAGAGUAGAGAGUGCGAUGGAACUGAAGAGGAGAUGGAGGACAUUUGGAUAACAGUGGAGCCCUGUAUUGACAGCUGGGCUCUUGGCGUACUCGUCUACUGCCUCUUGACUGGCUGCUUCCCCUGGGAGGAGAGCACCCACGACGACCGUGGCUACCGAAGAUACAAGGAGUGGUUUACCCAUGAGGCUGAAAAGGAGGAGAAGAUCAGGGAUGGUGAGUGUACUGGUGAGGAGGAAAUAGACAGUUACACAGUUAUGAAGGAAAACCAAAAGAACAACCCUCCUCCUUCACAGUUUGAGGGCCUCAGCCCUCUAGUGAUGACUCUUUUCAAGGAGCUGCUCCACCCUGACCCUAAACACAGAGGAAGCCCCGAGGAGAUCCUGAGCUACCUGGGAGGACCAUGGCUGAUGGAGACGGAAAAAGAGGAGAAGAGGAAGGCAGAGGAGGCGGAGAAGGAGGCCAGAAAAAUAAGAGAGGGAGGAGGGGUAGCGGAGGAACUGAUGAGGGAAGGAAGAGGGGAGAGAUAAGCAGUGUCUGUAUAAAGUUGUUUCAGUAUAGUUUUUUAAAUGAAUAUAACAUGUUUGACAUUAUGCUGCAAUUAAUUUUGUGUACAAUAAUAAAUCUAACACAAGUAUAUACAUGCUAUAUUUUUCAAUUUUUUUAUAAAUAUGCUUGUUAAAGUAACCAGGUCCCUUGUGUUCCUGUGAGUGAGUGUAUAUAUGUCCAUGUUCGUGUGUCUGAAAUAUAAAGAGUUUAUAGAUAACAUAAUAAAGGUUUGAAGUUUGAAAAUACAAGCUGUAUCAUAGUGCUUAUAAAAGUGAUAUAGGCAAUGUUGUCUAAAUAAAACAAACUACCUGUAUUAACCAA